This is a messenger RNA of Sinocyclocheilus rhinocerous, 2597 nucleotides long. RefSeq names its product zinc finger protein 438-like. Bases 236 to 2482 code for a protein of 748 amino acids. NCBI's taxonomy places the organism in Eukaryota, Metazoa, Chordata, Actinopteri, Cypriniformes, Cyprinidae. Gene Ontology annotation, cellular component: nucleus. Gene Ontology annotation, molecular function: DNA-binding transcription factor activity, RNA polymerase II-specific; RNA polymerase II cis-regulatory region sequence-specific DNA binding. The record is from RefSeq and is a predicted model, not a curated record. Gene Ontology annotation, biological process: regulation of transcription by RNA polymerase II. The transcript has 5 exons.
UGGGAUUUAAGGUCUCGCCCAAAAAUGGCUGUGGAGAAACAUUUAUGAAGAUGUGUCGAUCUACUCACCUAAUUAAUGUGGCGCAUGCUCCAAAUUAACCAAGAGUCCCCUGAUCGAGCCGGAGGGCAUUUCUGGAAGGUGAGUGGAGGGCUGUGGAAGGAGAAGAGGAUUGUGGGCCAUCUUGGGGCAGAGACACUGAAGAUUCUUUGGGAUCUUCAGUGACAGUGUGGCAGACAUGAAAACCCAAGAGCACCGUUCCAGCCCUCUGAAAUCACACACACAGAGUGAUGCACGUCCCCACUCCCAAAUGAAGGGUCUCCAGUUUCGCAGCAUUGCCCCCAAAGCCCCAGUAGUGGUUCCAUCAUCUGCAGUUCUAUCCUGCCAGCCUCCCACAGCCCUUCCAGAAGCAUCCGCAGCUGUCAGCCCCAAAUCCAUCCUUGUCCCUGCCCAGAACUAUGCACUCAUGCAGGUUGCUGGACAAGAGGGGACCUUCUCAUUGGUGGCCUUACCUCAGACACAACAGCAACAGCCAAUCCAGAAGAACCUUAAGCUGCCUAUUCCUAGAUAUCAACCGGUGAGAAGCAAGAGCGCUCCAGAAAAAGGCAGUAGCAAGAUGCUGAGUCCAGCCAAGGUUUCUGCAACCAUACAAGCUCAAUCAUCUGCUAUGAAAUCAGACCAGAGUUCAGACCCAGGAUCUGAGCAGCUUGUUUUGAUUGAUGCUCCUACUUCGUCUGAAAUCAAUGUUGCACCCUUGCUCCCAGGUUCACAGACAGAUCGAAAAGUGGAGCAAAAAAGCGAUGCCAGUCCACUCAAAAGCCAGCACUAUCCUUCUGGAACCUCCCUUGCUGCCCCUGUCAAGAAAAUCUCCCCAGUUAAACCCCAAAUAGAGGGUCAAGCCUCGGCUGGCAGUGCCAUCACAGUCCUCUCACCCACUGUCUUUAGCAAAGCUGUUCAGAUCAUUCCAUCUCCACCCAAGGGCAAGCUGCCCAUCUUGCCCUAUGCCAAGGUGAAGAACUCCCUCCUGGCACCAACCAGCCUUGCCAGCACCCCAUUCUCAGACAAGCAGACUGUGAGUGGAGCCAAAAGCAGCCUGAAAAGCCCUCCAGACAACAAAAUCACGUCCACGGACAGCAAAGUUAAAAGUGAAAGCCUAAGCCAAGACCACAGCAACACCCAAAUCAAGAAACCUCCAGGCAAGAAACGGGGGAGGAAGAGGAAAACCAUGGAGGAUAUUCUAGCCUUCGAGGCUCGAAAGAAGAGAUCCUUGUCGUUUUUCAGAAGGAGGGUGCCUGAUAAACCUCCAGUUGGUGUGUCGAAUUCUGCCUCUCAAGCGAAGUUGUUGGAUAUAUCCAAAAAGUAUCGGAGUAUUCGUCCCAAGCCAGUACUGGUAAUGGAAACCACUAUUCCACAACUUGUUCCACUUCCUUCCUCUUCAACAUCAGAGAACCUUGAUCAGGAGCAGCUCUUAUUAGGACAGCAGAUAUCAGGAAAACAAUCGAGUGCUCCACAGUCUUCGCAAGCUACUGAGCAGCAGCCUGUGGUAGAAUGUAAAGGUGGUGGAGGAGUGAUUUACACAGGAAGUCGUCCUCUGCAUCGAUGUCCUACCUGCAACAGGUGUUUCCAAUUUAAGCAUCACUUGCAGAGCCACAUGAACAGCCACAGUAACCUGCGGCCUUAUGUCUGCCCGGUAUGCAGGAAGGCCUACGCUCACUCAGGCAGUCUUAGCACUCAUAUGAAACUGCACCAUGCGGAAAGCAGGCCCAGGAAGAGCCUUUGCUGUGAAUUCUGUGAGAAGUCAUUUGGCUAUGUGGGUGUCUACUUUAGCCACUUGAGAGAGGUGCACCGGGUAAUACUCACCGUUGAACCGUCCAUCAGUCAACAUGAAGAAAAUAUGUCUGUAGAAGAGUCUUCAGAAGCUGAUGAACAGGCCUCAGAACAACAUGUUGACCCAGUCGAGCUACAAAUUAAGUGUGGGCGCUGCCAGGCCAUCACCCCUACCUUUGCUGACAUGAAGCUGCAUUUGUUGUACGUGCACGGAGAGGAGGUCCAGGUGCAACUGAGGGAUGGGGCCAUGCGUGGGGGCCGUGAAGCAGAGGAUGAACUGGUCAAACAUGCAGCACAUUACUGGAGGCAGCUCAAUGAGAAACGCAACCUAGUGCACUGCGACGAGGAGUUCUUCUCCUUUUCCAAGCUCAAACGCCACCUCCAUUCUCACCAUCAAGAAGCUAGAGAGAGUCAAGAAGAGGAGGAAGAAGAGGAGAUGAUGAUAGGUAAGGAGGGCCACAUAUUAAGGGGCCUCAAUAAAGGUAUAUCCCUGAGGGUGGGGUCUCACUUUAACUGCAUCCUUUGCAGUAAGGUGUUUAAUAAGAAACAGGACGUUAUUGAGCAUUGGAGGGCACAGCACAACUGUGAAAAUCCCACCCUUUUAUGGGAUGUCCUGGACUUCAAAGGGGAGAGCAAGCUUACUGAUGGGCCAAAUUAACUGCAAAUGGGUAAUUUAUUAUUUGCUCCAUGUGUCGACUGUGUGGUUCAUGCAGGAUGCAGUGACGUUAAUGCAAAAAAAAAAACUAAUAAUAAACUUUUUAUGUUGUUUUGUU